AUGUACUGUAUAAUUAAAUGCAAUGCAGGAUGUGCAUAUGGGAAUGGAGGCUGUGAACACAAUUGCAUUACUACUACAAAUAGUUCUUAUUCUUGUUCAUGCUUUACUGGAUACAGGUUAAACAAUGUGAGAUUCUGUUCAGAUAUUGAUGAAUGCAGUGAAGGUACAUCAGGAUGUAAUCAAAUAUGUUGUAAUACUCUUGGAAGCUAUACUUGCAGUUGUUACAAUGGGUAUGAACUGGACACAGAUAAUCAUACCUGUAUUGAUAUUGAUGAAUGUCUUGCUAAUAAUGGAGGAUGUGAACAUACUUGUGUAAAUACUGUUGGUAGUUACUAUUGCCGGUGUAACUCUGGUUAUGAGUUGAAUUAUGAUAGACAUCAGUGUGAUGAUGUCAAUGAAUGUGCUAAUGGUAACAAUGCUUGUAACCAGAUCUGUAUCAAUACUAAUGGAUCAUACUACUGUGACUGCAAUACUGGAUAUCGUCUUAUAAGCAAUCAAAGAUACUGUGUAGACACUAAUGAGUGCUCAACAAGUAAUGGUGGCUGUCAGCAGCGCUGCUAUAACACAUAUGGGAGCUAUUAUUGCUCUUGCUGGUCAGGAUAUUAUUUGAAUGCUACAACGAACAGAUGUGAAGAUAGAAAUGAGUGUUCUUCAAGUUGGAGCAAUAGAUGUCAGCAUAAUUGUCAUAAUAGAGAUGGAUGGUACUUUUGUAGUUGCAGACCUGGAUACAGGUUACAAUACAGCUACUAUUGUUUUAACAUCAUUGAGUGUGAAAAUAACAAUGGUGGGUGUGAGCAACGUUGUAUAGAUACUACUGGAUCUUACAACUGUGAAUGCAAUGUAACUGGCUAUGCUCUUGAUGGAGAUCAUCAUGGGUGCUCACGAAAUUGUAGCACUGAUCCCCUUGUCUGUCAGCAAGUUUGUCAUAGUCACAAUGAUCUUUUAAAUUGUUCAUGUUAUCCUGGCUACAGAUUAACUGAUGAUGGGAUAACCUGUGAAAAAAUAUAUUUAUGCUCAGAAAAUGCAACAAACUGUAAUCAAAUUUGUACUGAUACAAAUAAUAGUUUUAUUUGUUCAUGUAAUGAUGGCUAUGAACUACAAAAUGACAAUGCUACAUGUCAGGACAUUGAUGAGUGUAUUAACAGUAUCUGUGAACAUAACUGUACCAAUACUGAUGGAAGCUACACUUGUUCAUGUUAUAGUGGCUACUCCUUAGAUAAUAAUGGAAAAAACUGUUCAGAUAUCAAUGAAUGCCUUAAUGAAAAUGGAGGUUGUCAACAAAGAUGUAAUAAUCAAAAUGGUUCUUUUGAAUGUUCAUGCGAAGAUGGAUAUGCAUUAGAAAACAAAAAGUUUUGUUCAGAUAUUAAUGAAUGCAGUGAAGGAAUAUCAGGUUGUGCACAAUUAUGCACAAACAACCCUGGAUACUAUAACUGUAGCUGUGAAAUUGGUUAUCAACUGGACAAAGAUAACCAUAACUGUACUGACAUUAAUGAAUGUAUUGAUGAUAAUGGAGGAUGUGAAGAAACCUGUUUUAACAUAGUUGGCAGUUAUGAAUGUUCAUGUUCUAUGGGUUAUCAGCUUGACAUUAAUGAUCUAAAUUGUACAGAUGACAAUGAAUGUAAUCUUAAUAACGGAGGUUGUGAUGGAAGGUGUGAGAAUACAGAAGGUAGCUACAUAUGUCUUUGUCCAUCAGGAUACUAUUCACUUGACAGUACUGACACAAAUUGCACAGAUAUUGAUGAGUGUAGCUCAUUCAAUGGUGGUUGUGAUCAUUAUUGUAAUAAUACUAUUGGAUCUUAUGACUGCUCAUGUAAAACUGGAUACAUUUUAUCAUUUAAUGAAUACAAUUGUUCAGAUAUUAAUGAGUGCAAUGACAAUAAUGGUGGCUGUAAUCAAACCUGUACUAACACUAUGGGUAGUUACUACUGUAGCUGUAAGAUUGGGUAUUAUAAUUUGACAGUUACUGCUGAGAAUUGCUCUGACAUCAAUGAGUGUGAGGAUAAUAAUGGUGGCUGUUCUCAAACUUGCAUUAAUACUCCUGGAAGUUUUAAUUGUGAAUGUUAUGAUGGAUAUGAUUUCAUUAAUGGUAGCACUACAGACUGUACUGAUAUUAAUGAGUGUCUUACUAACAAUGGAGGAUGUCAACAUGUUUGUACUAAUACAAAUGGAAGCUACUAUUGUACUUGUAAUCCUGGCUACAAUGGAAGCAUUUUCUGUUCAGAUAUUAGUGAAUGUGAACUUGGUACUGAUAACUGCACUCAACAAUGCACUAAUACUGAUGGUAGCUUCUACUGUAGUUGCUAUACUGGGUAUAUUUUCAAUAGUAGCAAUAAUCACACUUGCAUAGAUGAUGAUGAAUGCUCACACAGUAUAGUUCUUUGUGAUCAGAUUUGCAUUAAUACUGUGGGUUCAUUUCAGUGUGGCUGCAACACUGGUUAUACUUUAAGUGACAAUGAAAUAACAUGCAAAGAUAUUGGUGAAUGUGAUCUUGGUAUUUCUGGUUGUUAUCACACAUGUAUAAACACAGAAGGCAGUUACUACUGUGAAUGUGAAUCGGGCUAUUAUUUAGAUUAUGACAAUCAUACAUGCAUAGAUAAUGAUGAAUGUGCUAUGGGUACUGACACAUGUGAUCAAGUUUGUAGCAAUGAUCCUGGUUCAUAUAAUUGUUCAUGUCAUACUGGUUAUCUUUUGAAGUCUAAUGGGAUCACAUGUCAAGAUAUUAAUGAGUGUCAGACUAUUCCUGGCAUUUGUGAACAUACUUGUAUCAAUACUGAUGGCUCAUUUUACUGUGCAUGUAACAAUGGAUUUACUUUGAACACCACAACUAAUACAACUUGUAUUGAUAUUGAUGAAUGUCAUGAUCAGUCAAACAAUUUUUGUAAUCAAAAGUGUACUAACACCAAUGGCUCCUACUUGUGCUCCUGCAAUACAGGAUAUAAGUUAUUGGCUAGUGGACAUGAUUGUCUCGACAUCAAUGAAUGCAAUGACAAUAAUGGAGGCUGCUCAGAUACAUGUAUCAAUACUCAAGGUAGCUAUCAUUGUCAGUGUCUUGGAGGAUAUCAGUUGAUUGACAGCAAAAAUUGUGAAGAUAUAGAUGAAUGUGAUACUAAUAAUGGAGACUGUGAUCACAACUGUACUAACACUAUUGGAAGUUUUCAGUGUUCUUGUUCUACUGGAUAUUAUUUAUGCGACAAUGUAUAUUGUAUAGAUAUUGAUGAAUGUCUACAAGAUGACUUGUGUGGGGAUAUUUGUCACAAUACUAAAGGAAGUUAUGAAUGCAAGUGUCAAACAGGAUAUUACUUGGGUGAUGAUAAUUACACUUGCCUUGAAGUUAAAGUUAAAGAUGACUCGAGUUUAGCUACAACAUUAUUAACUACUAGCAUUAUGGCAUCUCAGACACCAGGAGAUGAAGAUAAAAAUGUUACCACUCCAGAUACUGUAUGUAUCAAUCAACAUCCUACUGGUGAUGUGACAUACAUCAUAACAACUAUUUUUGCAUCUACAACUUUUGUUUUGUUGGCAAUUAUUUUGAUAGCUCUUCUUGUAAUCAUUAAAAAUAAAAAGACCAAUCAACCAAGUGAUGAUGAUGGCAGUGACACAGUCAGGAAAAAUAAUCCAUUGUAUAACAAUCAUGUUUUCGUUCAAGAGAGCCUUUUGACAUAUGAUAUCUAAUAUUUUGCUGAGUUUGACUAGACUAAUCUAGUGCUUAUUAUGUGUUAAAAUGAUUUAUAAAGUUGCUCCAAAAUUGGGCAAAAGAUUCUGUACUAUAUGUAAAAACAGCUCAAGAAA
Messenger RNA from Amphimedon queenslandica, 3789 nucleotides. Its product is annotated as fibrillin-1-like. Gene Ontology annotation, molecular function: calcium ion binding. Bases 1 to 3672 code for a protein of 1223 amino acids. The record is from RefSeq and is a predicted model, not a curated record. Lineage: Eukaryota; Metazoa; Porifera; Demospongiae; Haplosclerida; Niphatidae. The transcript has 26 exons.